Molecule: messenger RNA, 1116 nt
Organism: Penicillium brevicompactum
Lineage: Eukaryota; Fungi; Ascomycota; Eurotiomycetes; Eurotiales; Aspergillaceae
Product: mandelate racemase/muconate lactonizing enzyme family protein
Exons: 1
Coding region: 1-1116 (371 amino acids)
Source: RefSeq, a predicted model, not a curated record
AUGUCGGAAUUAUCAAUUGCCCGAAUCGAUGUCUUCCAAGCAACUCUUCCCUAUUCGGGCGGUGUCUAUUUGCUGUCCGGCGGACGAGAGUAUAGCAGCUUUGACGCCACCUUUGUCCGUAUCACUACAAACACCGGAAUCGAGGGCUGGGGAGAAAGUACCCCAUUCGGCUCCACCUAUGUCGCCGCUCAUGCCCUAGGAGUACGAGCUGGAAUCUCCGAGAUCGCACCAAGUCUCAUUGGGCUCGACCCACGGAGAGUCGAGCGCAUAAACGAGGCAAUGGACGAGGCGCUUUGUGGACACGAACAUGCAAAGACCGCUAUCGACGUUACCUGCUGGGAUAUAUUCGGCAAAUCGGUUGGAAUGCCAGUGUGUGAUCUACUUGGCGGUCGAACCAACGCUAAACUUCCCAUCAUUUCUUCGAUUCACGUUGGGGAGCCUGAGGAGAUGGCUGCGCGAGUCGCAGAUCAUCGGCGGCGUGGCUAUGUUGGACAUUCAAUCAAAGUCAGCGGCGAGCCUGUGGCUGAUGCAGCACGUAUCACCGCGUCACUUGCCGAUAAGCAGCCUGGGGAAUUUUUCCUAGUCGAUGCCAAUGGAGGACUCACGGUUGAAACUGCAUUGCGUAUGCUGCGGCUUCUACCUGAUGGGCUAGAUUUUGUUCUAGAAGCCCCGUCUGCUACGUGGAGAGAAUGUGUCUCUUUGCGUCGCAGAACCAAUGUUCCGAUCUUUUUUGAUGAGCUUGCAACGGCAGAUGCGUCCAUUGCUCAGCUUAUCGCGGAUGACGCCGUGGAGGGUAUUGGAAUGAAGAUUUCGAAGAACGGAGGUCUUACGAAGUGUCGUCACCAGCGGGAUAUCUGCCUUUCGGCGGGAUAUUCUAUCAGUGUUCAAGAUACAGUGGGAUCUGAUCUCUCAUUUGCUGCUAUUGUUCACAUGGCUCAGACCAUCCCCGAGAAGUAUCUCCGGUGUAUUCUUGAACCCAGGGACAUGGUGACGGUCAAAACAGCCGAUGGUCCGUUUGAAGUUAUUGAAGGUCGGCUCAGUGCACCAAGUCUGCCAGGAUUGGGAAUUACACCCCGUUUGGAUGUUAUGGGCGAGCCUGUAGCUAGCUAUUUCUAG